Molecule: messenger RNA, 1632 nt
Organism: Colletotrichum karsti
Lineage: Eukaryota; Fungi; Ascomycota; Sordariomycetes; Glomerellales; Glomerellaceae
Exons: 1
Coding region: 1-1632 (543 amino acids)
Molecular function (GO): heme binding; monooxygenase activity; iron ion binding
Source: RefSeq, a predicted model, not a curated record
AUGUUCUCACUCACCUCAAGAUUCGCCGAAACCUCACCCUACCUCCUCAUCCCAAUCAUCCUCACAACCCUCACACUCCUCCGAAGCGUCAUCCACAAACUCAACAUCGCCCGCAAGGCCAGCAACCUCUCCUGCAAACAAGCACCCCUCGAACCCACCCGCCUGCCCCUCGGAAUCGACGCCGUCCUCACCUCCCUCCGCGCGGACCGCGAGCAGCGCACGCCGGACCACGUCGCCGCGCGCUUCGCCGCCCUCAACACCUACACCUUCCGCAUCUCCGUCCUCGGCACGACCAACUUCGUCACCGCCGACCCCAAGAAUGUCCAGGCCAUCCUCGCCACCCAGUUCAACGACUUCGGCAUGGGCCUCGCCCGGAGCACGAACCUGAAGACCGUCCUGGGCCGCAGCAUCUUCGCCGCCGACGGCGCCGCCUGGCGCUCCGCCAGGGAGAUGAUGCGUCCGCUCUUCAGCCGCGACAACGUCUCCCGUCUCGAUCUCCUCGAAGAGCACGUCCAGACCCUCUUCCUCUGCAUCGAGCAGCGCGACAAGGCCGCCGCCGCCGCCGCGUCCCCGGAGGGCUGGACCUCCCCCGUGAGCCUGGCCAACCUCCUCCCCUCCCUAACCCUCGACUCCGCGACGGAGCUCUUCCUCGGACAGAGCACCUCGACCCUCGAAGCCCGCCUCCGCGACGACCACUCCCACCCCGGCACAGCCUUCCACCACGCCUUCGAGCGCAUGCUCCACCUCCUCGGCGUCCGCAUGCGCCUGCGCAGCUUCUACUGGGCCUACGGCGGCGCCGAGCUGGGCGAGUGCGUGCGCACCCUGCACGCCUUCGUCGACGACGCCAUCGCGGCCUCGGACGACGCGCAGAAGAGGGGCGACUCGGUCGCCCGCUACGACUUCCUCACCAUCCUCCGCGAGCGCUGCGCCGGCGACGACGUCGAGGUCCGCGAGCAGGUCCUCGGCCUCCUCGCGGCGGGGCGCGACACCACGGCGAGCCUGAUGAGCUGGACGUGGUACUGCCUCGUGCGCUCCCCGCGCGUCUUCGCCAAGCUGCGCGCCGAGGUCCUCUCCGCCUUCGGCACGUACUCCUCCUCCGCCGGAGGGGCGGAGGCGGUGACGUUCGCGAGCCUGAAGCAGUGCGCGUAUCUGCAGCACGUGCUCUCCGAGACGCUCCGGCUGCACUCGGUGGUGCCCUUCAACUCGCGCCGCGCGCUGCGGGACACGACGUUGCCGUCGGGCGGCGGGGCGGACGGCGCGUCGCCGAUUUUCGUGCCGGCUGGGACGGAGGUGAACUUCAGCACGCACGUGCUGCAUCGUCGGAAGGACCUCUGGGGGGAGGACGCGGACGAGUUCGUGCCGGAGAGGUGGGAGAAGAAGAGGGGUGCGGCGAGCGCGGCGUGGCAUUUUGCGCCGUUCAAUGGCGGGCCGAGAAUCUGUAUUGGACAGCAGCUCGCGUUGACCGAGGCCGGGUAUGUUCUCGUGAGAAUGCUCCAGCGGUACGAGGCAGUUGAGGGGUUGGAUGUGGACUGGACGAGGGACUGGCAUAACUUCACCGUGGUUUGCAGUCCCGGGAGCCCGGUUGAUAGGAAUGAGGCCGUGUUGUGCCGGUUGAAGGUCGCUCGGGAUUGA